ACAGUACGAAGGUCAGGCCUGGCUGGGUCACGCUUCCCCGACGCAAAUCGAGCAAAGCACUGCAGCCUUUCUCCACCUGCUGCGAUCGUUUUUCACUGCAGUGCUUCCAGAACAACAAACUGAAGAGCAGAGAGGAAGAGUGAAGCUCGAGGUGCAGCAGCAGCCGCUCUCUGUUUGGAUCGCUGAGGCAGAGAUGUUGUUGCUCAGUCUGCUCCUGCUCGGGCUGCCUGACAUCACCACCACACAGGAGGGACACAUGAAGGACUACAAAUAUGGCUACCAGGGCUCAGAGCUGUAUGACAAAAAGCCCUUCUGCUCCUGGACUUGCCUCCUGUUCACCCUGCAGUGGCCCGGAGGGUUCUGUCAGUCUUUGAACGAAGAGACUCUGUGUACGAUUCCUGAGAGCAUCGACACCUGGACCAUCCACGGCCUCUGGCCUCUUCGGGUGCUAAGCUGCUGCAACUGCUGGCCGAUGUUCCUCUCUGACGUCCAGGAGCUGCAGGUGGAGCUGACUGAACGCUGGCCGUCCUUAGUGAAAACCAAAUCCAGCUUUCACUUCUGGAGAGACGAGUGGCACAGACAUGGAGCGUGUGCGGCGUGUGUUGAGGGAAUGAACUCUCCGCUCCGAUACUUCCAGAUCUGCCUCAGACUGCGAGGACAGUUCGAUGUCUACAGACUGCUGGAGGACGCUGGCAUCACUCCAUCCUGUGAGCGACCCUACAAGGUUGCCGAGGUCCACAGUGUCCUGGCUCUAUUUCUGGGCGACAAGCAUGAGAUCCAGUGUGUGACAGACGACCAGGGCAGAGAGGUGUGGUUUCAGGUGAAGAUCCCUCUGUCUCGCAACCUGACCCUCGGCUGUGAUCACCACGGCGACGCUGGCUCUGACCCAGGAUGGAGCCUCUCCCCCGGACACCCCUGUCCUCCUCAGGUCCCCUUCUACUACUACCCCAUAGACCACCAGCAUCCACAGCAGCCCUGUGGCUAACAGCAGCAAGCCGCUUGUCUUCAGUGGCAAACACCAGACUUUCAUAUGCGGGACAGUAA
Molecule: messenger RNA, 1044 nt
Organism: Monopterus albus (swamp eel)
Lineage: Eukaryota; Metazoa; Chordata; Actinopteri; Synbranchiformes; Synbranchidae
Gene: rnaset2l
Product: ribonuclease T2, like
Exons: 10
Coding region: 194-985 (263 amino acids)
Biological process (GO): RNA catabolic process
Cellular component (GO): extracellular region
Molecular function (GO): RNA binding; ribonuclease T2 activity
Source: RefSeq, a predicted model, not a curated record